Molecule: messenger RNA, 1740 nt
Organism: Carica papaya (papaya)
Lineage: Eukaryota; Viridiplantae; Streptophyta; Magnoliopsida; Brassicales; Caricaceae
Product: alpha/beta-Hydrolases superfamily protein
Biological process (GO): phosphatidic acid biosynthetic process; lipid homeostasis
Molecular function (GO): A2-type glycerophospholipase activity; lysophosphatidic acid acyltransferase activity
Source: RefSeq, a predicted model, not a curated record
CGUCUUUGACUUUACAUUAUCAGUCUUCCAUUUCCUUCUCAACCCUGAAAAGCCCACACACACCUUUCGUGGCGCUCAAAUUUGCAGACGCCUUAUUCGACACACAUUAUAAUCUAUAUAAACACAAAACAUAUAUAUCAUAUGGCACCAUUUCAGAAGGGGCAAAAUUUCGUGUUAUUGUUAGAGAAUCGGUGUUUUGUAUGAAGUUUAACCCCAUUCACUAUCACUUCUCCACCUCUGUAUUAUCCAGGAUGGCCGAGGAAGUUGGCAAGACCGACCUGCGAUCGUCUGCCGCUACUUCAUCUGCACCUUCAAAAUCCAGAUCCUUGUGGCCUUCUCUCUUACGUUGGAUACCCUCUUCUACCGAUCAUAUUGUCGCCGCCGAGAAGCGUCUCCUUUCUCUAAUCAAGACCCCGUAUGUUCAAGAACAAGUUAAUAUAGGCUCAGGCCCACCAGGGUCCAAAAUCAGGUGGUUUCGUUCUUCAAGCAACGAGCCAAGAUUUAUCAACACAGUCACCUUUGACAGCAAAGAGGAUUCUCCCACUCUUGUGAUGGUCCAUGGAUAUGCUGCAUCACAAGGUUUCUUCUUCCGGAACUUUGAUGCCCUCGCCAGUCAUUUCCGGGUUAUUGCUAUUGAUCAGCUCGGUUGGGGUGGAUCAAGCAGGCCAGAUUUCUCGUGCAAAAGCACUGAAGAAACUGAGGCAUGGUUCAUUGAUUCCUUUGAGGAAUGGCGCAAAGCAAAAAAUCUUAGCAACUUUAUAUUGCUUGGACAUUCUUUCGGUGGUUAUGUUGCGGCUAAAUAUGCUCUUAAGCAUCCUGAGCAUGUUCAGCACUUGAUUUUAGUGGGGCCAGCUGGAUUUUCAUCAGAAUCAGAUGCAAAAUCUGAGUGGAUUACCAGGUUCAGAGCAACAUGGAAAGGAGCAAUUCUGAACCAUUUAUGGGAGUCCAAUUUUACUCCUCAAAAGCUUGUUAGAGGCUUAGGUCCUUGGGGUCCAGAUCUUGUUCGUAGGUAUACAAGUGCUAGGUUUGGUGCAUAUUCAUCUGGGACUAUAUUGACUGAAGAGGAGUCCAGAUUACUGACAGAUUAUGUCUACCACACUUUGGCUGCCAAGGCCAGUGGAGAGCUGUGCUUGAAAUACAUAUUCUCAUUUGGAGCAUUUACUCGGAUGCCUCUUCUGCGCAGUGCAUCAGACUGGAAAGUACCAACCACUUUUAUUUAUGGGGUCCAAGAUUGGAUGAACUAUCAAGGGGCCCAGGAAGCCCGCAAGCAAAUGAAGGUCCCCUGUGAAAUAAUUAGGGUUCCCCAGGGUGGCCACUUUGUGUUCAUUGACAACCCCAGUGGGUUCCAUUCGGCCAUGUUUUAUGCUUGCCGUCGGUUUCUCACACCAGAUUCAGACAAUGAAUCCUUUCCCGAGGAUCUAAUAUCAGCCUAAAAGGAGCCUGGUUUAACAUUUCUGUAUCAUAUAGAUUAAGGAAAGGUGUAAUUAGUUAGGAAAUUCAUUCUUUAUUUGUGUAUCUUUUCUAAACAUCUCAUUUAUACCUGAGUCCAUAGUUGUGGAUACUAAGAAUGAACUCAGGUCUGACUAGUCCAACAGUUGAGCAUCUAGCAGGUCUGGUUUGAAAAGAUGUAAUCAAUAAGCAUAAAAACUAGUUAAAGCUGAGAAAAACUAGUAAAUACUAGUUGGGUUAAUUAAAUUAAUCCACUUGGAUGACGAAAUUUGAUGAUUUUCAAUUUGAAUA